AUGUUUAGAAAAUAUGAAGGUUCCAUGAACUUCUUUCUUGUUGAUGCUAGCAUCCACAGAAGAUGUGUACUCAUGAGCAACGUGCAAAUGUUUGCAGAGGAAUUGAAAUUGGUGGAGUCAAAGGUCAGUUAUCCAAGCGGUGCAAAGGUAGAGCUGGGCAAAGAAAUCACUCCAAUUGAGGUGAAGGACGAACCUACAGUUACUUGGGAAGCAGAUAAUGAUGCUCUAUAUACUUUGAUAAUGGUCGAUCCAGACGCACCAUCGCGUGCUGAGCCCACAUUCCGUGAAAUUCUUCAUUGGCUUGUAGUUAAUAUUCCAGGAAAUAAAGUAACGCAAGGUGAAACUAUUGCUGCUUAUAUAGGCUCUACACCUCCACAGGGAACUGGACUGCAUCGCUACAUUUUUCUGGUCUUUAAGCAGGCGGGAAAGAUUGAUGCUACGAACAUUACUCCAAAGAUUACAAUACGCGAAAGCCGCCGCAACGCAAAUACUAGGCAAUUCAUGGCCAAAUACAAUUUAGGGGAACCAAUCGCUGGAAAUUUCUAUCAGGCACAAUACGAUGACUACGUAGAUAUAUUAAGAGCGAGGCAAAUAAAGCAUAAUUUUUUUUCUGUGAAAUAAAUACAUGUGUAGAAUAAUUAAAAAGGCUGUAAAAUUAAUUCG
Rhagoletis zephyria (snowberry fruit fly) is the source of this 663-nucleotide messenger RNA. Its product is annotated as protein D2-like. Lineage: Eukaryota; Metazoa; Arthropoda; Insecta; Diptera; Tephritidae. The record is from RefSeq and is a predicted model, not a curated record.